AUGCGCUCAGUUGACAUACUGGCCCAAGCCAUGCCGUCGGCUGCCGAGCUGAGGAACCUCCGGCGGGAGCAUGUGAAAACUUUACGGGCCUUGGCAAAGACAGCAGGGGUCUUUGUGGUCCCCGAUGGCGCAGCCCGCGCAAAAGUGCAGACGAUGGCCGAAGCCGUUGCUGCAUCGGGGGCGCCUGACAAGGUGAAGGCAGACUCUGCCAAAGCCUGGGCCGCCUACAAGUCGACAUGCGAGGACGUUGGCCCCGCUGAAGACGGGGCUUCCGCGCCCGAGGGCGCACCUAGCAACGGUGACUCUUUUAGGCUGCGCGGUCGCAGCUUCCUCCUGACGUACAACCACGGCUUCUUUGGCAAGAGGUUUCCUGACGGUUCCCCCGCAGCAACUACUCCGGCGGCCUUGUGGCGCGCAUGGAGGGAGUGGAAGGCGGACAAGAAACAGGAACUGCAUGUAGAGAAGAGCUCUUCGACCCUGGAGCGCUCCCUCCACAGCAAGCUGGACGGCAGGGUACACUUUCAUUGGAAGGUGAACUUAAAAGAUGCACUCGACAACAGAACCCGCGCCGUUUUCGGCUUUCGCGGAGUGCUGCCGGACGUGCAGGCGACGUCGGAAGCCAGCGACAGGGGCCACUUCUACGCCUGGGCCCCGAAAGCCGGCACCCUUUACUCUGGCACCAACUACCAGCCUUUUCAGGAGUACCGGGUGCAAGGGAAGUGGCUUGACGACCUCUGGCAUGACGGGAAGUUGCCGCACCAGGAGUACACGGCGCUGGCCUUGCGAGUCCGGCUCGGUUACUCUGCUAGGAAGCGCGAGGUCGAACAGGUGAUGGAGGACGAGCGGGAGAGUCGGGUGGACAAGCGGGUCGCGCAGGUGGGCGCGGAGCUCCAGAAGCUGAAGGCGCCGCCCCGCGAGUUCCCGGCCGUCCGGGAGUGGGGGGGCAGUUUCUUGCAGCUGGAUUUCAGAUGGAAAAUCCUCGUUCUGUGGGCGGACAGCGCGUCCGGGAAAUCCACGUUCGCGGAGGACUUGUUCGAGCAGCCUUACACAGUCACGGUAGAAGAGGCAGAGCACUUGGACCUGCGAGGGUUCGAUUGGGAGAAGCACGAUGGAAUCGUGCUCGACAACGUGAACAGUUUCGCCCAGCUCAGGAGGUGGCGCGCCGUGCUGCGAGGGCGGAAUGCGAAGAGCAAGGGCGGGCAGUCGGCGACGGGCAUGUACUCGUACACCCAGUACUUGUUCUCCACGGCCAUCGUCGCCACGGUCGACCUCGACGCGCCCGACGGCGCCCUGAUGGGCCCAGGGAACCCAGGAGAGACGCGCGCGCUCCGCGCGGCGAGCGUUUCGCUGGAGAGGUCAGGCUUCGCGGCCGGCACGCUGGACGACGCCCCGCACUUCAGCGAGGCCACGAAGGAGCCCUUGGAGAUCUCCCAGAGCCCGACGAGCCCCGUGAAGGACCCCUUCCAUGACCUCGGCACGUUCGGCGUCUCGGAGGAACCGCUGAUUUUGGGCUUGGGCAAGAGGCCGCCCCGCAUGCUGGCGCGGCGGCGGCUGGCGGCCGGGCAGCCGCGGGACUUGUGGAGGCCCGCGCGGCGCCCGGCGCUGGCGGCGUCGGAGGCGCGGGAGCGCCGCGCGGCCCUCGCCAGGCGCCUGCUGGCCGAGCGGCCGCCCCUGGGGCAGCGCAGCGCGCUGGAGACCAUGGCGGCGCGCCCCAACACGGAGUCGCAGUGCCGCAGGGUGCUGGAGGAGUUCGCGGCGCUCUGCUCGCGAAGCUUCAUGCCGGUGCAGUCCCUCUUCAUGCCCCAGCCUGGGGCGCCGAGGCCCCUGCCGACCGCGGCCGAGCUGGAGAGCCACGGGGUGCUGGUCGACACCUCCGAGGAGGGCGUCAUCGCGGCCAUGCUUCGCAUCUCCUCGCAGAAUUACAGCGGCAUCCCCGAGAGGAUCUCCACAGGCAUCCCGGAGAGGAUCGCCGAGGAAACAGAAUGUUCGCCACGUAGCGCCGUGAAUUUGGUUUGUUAG
Molecule: messenger RNA, 2019 nt
Organism: Prorocentrum cordatum
Lineage: Eukaryota; Dinophyceae; Prorocentrales; Prorocentraceae
Source: the annotation of a GenBank genome assembly